AUGGAAGCAAUCAAGGUAAAACUGAAGUUAGAAGGAUGCUUUACAGUGGAAAGCCAUGGAAGUAGUGAGGGUCUUGCACUACUAUGGGGUCAAGAUCUUGAGGUGCAGAUCCAAAGUUUCACAAGAUGGCAUAUCAGUGCGUUGGUGAAGGAGAGAAACAGCCAGCAACAGUGGAGUUUCACUGGUUUUUAUGGCCACCCCGACACCUCAAAACGUGAUAGUAGCUGGGGAUUAUUAAAGGCUAUCAAGGACCAAACCUCUUUACCUUGGAUUUGUAUAGGAGAAUUUAAUGAAUUAAAAAGUCAAGAGGAGAAAUGGGGUGCUGCACCUAGGCCAUACAGGCAAAUGGAGAAGUUUAGAGAAGUUCUUAAUCUCUGUUCACUUCAUGAUCUAGUCACUAAGGGUCCUCAUUUUAUGUGGUCAAAUAACAUAACUGGGCCCAACUUCACAAAAGAAAAACUCGAUAGAGCUAUGGCUUCACCUGUAUGGAUGUCUAUUUUCCCAAACAACAUCUGUCAAGUUCUUCCAGCAGUAAGUUCAGAUCACUCUCCCCUCCACCUAAGGUUGAAUUGCCCAAACUUGAGCUGCAGCAAAAGAAAACAUGUUUUCAGGUAUGAAGCAGCAUGGUCUCUAAGGAAUGAUUGCCAAACAGUGAUCGCUGAAGCAUGGCAAACAUCAACAAACGGGCACCAACUGGAUAAGAAUUUCAGAGAAAAAUUAACAAACUGUCAAAGAAUGCUACAGCAGUGGCCUACUACAAUAGAGGCAUGUAUUUCAGGCAUGACAUCAAAAGUUAGUGAAGACAUGAAUAGAAAUCUCCUGCUGGAACUCACCUCUCAAGAAGUUAAAGAAGCAGUUUUCCAAAUGACCCCCUUAAGCUCUCCAGGUCCUGAUGGGUUCCCCGCUCAAUUUUAUCAAUCCAACUGGGACCACAUACAGCAGGAAGUGCUAGAUUUCUCUUUGCAAGUUCUGAAUAAAGGAGGCCCUUUGAAGGAAGUGAAUGACACUUUCAUCACUUUGAUCCCUAAGGUAAAAGAGCCAAAGAAAGUGAGUGAUUACAGACCAAUAAAUUUGUGCAAUGUCAUCUAUAAAGUCAUAGCUAAGGUGCUUGCUAAUAGGCUUAAAGCUAUUCUGCCAAUGGUGAUUUCACAUAACCAAAGUGCCUUUGUGCCUGGAAGGUUAAUAACAGACAACAUCCUUAUAGCAUAUGAAACACUCCAUGGGAUGAACACUUGGGGUAGAGGCAAAGAGGGUUUUAUGGCAUUCAAAUUGGAUAUGAGCAAGGCGUACGACAGAGUAGAAUAG
Molecule: messenger RNA, 1305 nt
Organism: Carya illinoinensis
Lineage: Eukaryota; Viridiplantae; Streptophyta; Magnoliopsida; Fagales; Juglandaceae
Exons: 2
Coding region: 1-1305 (434 amino acids)
Source: RefSeq, a predicted model, not a curated record